Molecule: messenger RNA, 9708 nt
Organism: Saccostrea echinata
Lineage: Eukaryota; Metazoa; Mollusca; Bivalvia; Ostreida; Ostreidae
Product: probable ubiquitin carboxyl-terminal hydrolase FAF-X
Exons: 57
Coding region: 162-7823 (2553 amino acids)
Biological process (GO): protein deubiquitination; cell migration
Cellular component (GO): cytosol; nucleus
Molecular function (GO): cysteine-type endopeptidase activity; cysteine-type deubiquitinase activity
Source: RefSeq, a predicted model, not a curated record
AGACAUUUCACCAAAGUCGCAGACAGUGCAGUUCGAUGCACAAGGCAUCGAAUUCAAAGAUCUUUAUUUUCAAAAGAUCUUGCAAAUGAUUUGAAGAACCUCAAAGCAUAUGAAAGUUAGCGUGUCACUUUGAAUUUCUCAAAGAAUUUGGUCAAGUGACCAUGACCAUUGUAAUGAAAGGGGGUCAAUCUGGGGAAGACACCCCACAAGAUGUUCCACUACAAAAAGGAACAACUGCAGUACCCCCUUCAUCUACCCAGAAUUCUGCUGGACCCCAGACAAGUGGGUCACAAAUGGUGGCAGAUGAAGUGGCUCCAGCAGAUGUGUCCAUUGAUCUGGACGAGCUAAGAGAUGACCAAGAGCCAGACUUUCCAGUUGUGGAGUUAGGAAGGCUGGAUGAAAUGAUAAAUAGACCUAGGUGGGUGGUUCCGGUGCUACCUAAAGGAGAACUAGAGGUUUUGCUGGAUGCUGCCAUUAAGUUGUGCAAAGAAGGAUUAGAUACAAGAAGUGAACCUUGCCAAAGAUUUUUCAGAGAAGGACUGACUGUAUCAUUUACAAAAAUAAUGACUGAUGAAGCAGUUAGUGGAUGGAAGUAUGAAAUUCACAGAUGCAUAUUAAAAAAUGCAGAGAAGCUCAUUGAAUUAGUUGUUACAAAGCUGUCCCAAGACUGGUUUCCACUUCUUGAACUUUUAGCUAUGGUUUUGAAUCCACUUUGCAAAUUUCAUAUAUACAAUGGAAGUCGUACCUCAGAGAGCGUUCAGACUGGAUCUGAAAAUACUGAAGAGGCAUAUGCUCGUCCCCCUGAUCCUAGAAAUCCUAAAGGAUGGCUGGUAGACUUGGUGAAUAAGUUUGGAAAGUUAGGUGGAUUCCAGAUUCUGCUUGACAGAUUUAAAAAUGGUCCUCAACUCUUUGUGCCAGUUGUAGCAGCAUUGAUCAAGCCGUUUGGUCAGUGUGCUGAGGUCCUUACACCCCAGACAGUAGAACAGUACUUCUUACCAAUUAUUGAAAUAGUUCCAAAAUUUCUCAAUGAACUCACAGAUGAAGAGCUAAAAAAGGAAUCAAAAAAUGAAGCCAAAAAUGAUGCUUUGUCCUCUAUCAUCAAAGGACUGAAGCAGCUAGUAAACCGACUUCCAAAUCAGGAAGACACAAUUAAAAACCUUGAGGGUUUUAGACUCAGAAUGAUUCUGAGGUUGUUACAAAUCUCUUCCUUCAAUGGUAAAAUGAAUGCUCUAAAUGAAGUGAACAAGGUCAUUUCUAAUGUCUCAUUCCAAUCCAGUCGUCACUCUCAGACAGAAGAAGAUGAGUGGCUGACAGCAGAGAAAAUGGCUGAAUGGAUUCAGAAAAAUAAUGUGCUGACCAUAGUUUUACGAGACAGUCUCCAUCAACCUCAGUAUGUAGAGAAAUUAGAGAAGAUCCUUAGAUUUAUGAUCAAAGAAAAAGCUCUGACUUCUGAGGAUCUUGACAAGCUUUGGGAAGCACAGUCUGGGAAACAUGAUGCUAUUGUGAAAAAUGUACAUGACCUGCUAGCAAAGUUAGCAUGGGAUUUUUCUCCAGAACAGCUAGAUCACCUGUUUGAGUGUUUUCAGGUGAGCUGGACUCAUGCCUCGAAGAAACAGAGAGAGAAAUUGUUAGAGUUGAUUCGCAGAUUGGCUGAGGAUGACAAAGAGGGAGUUAUGGCUCACAAGGUUCUUGGAUUAUUGUGGAAUUUAGCUCACAGUGAGGAUGUCCCCACGGAGAUCAUGGACCAGGCUUUAACAGCCCACAUCAAGAUCUUAGACUAUAGUUGCUCACAGGACCGUGAUGCCCAGAAGAUGACAUGGAUAACAAAAUUUGUGGAAGAAUUGAAGAAUGACAAAUGGGUAUUGCCAGCAUUGAAGCAAAUUCGUGAAAUCUGUCAGCUCUUUCCAGAGUCACCACAGAAUUUUCCUCAUGCUCCACAGAGAGCCUCUCAUGUAUACUAUCGCAAUACUGUGAUAGCACAGCUCCAGAGUAACCACUCCAUAGUCAUGUUAGUAGCCACAAAUCUCUCCAACUACAUGAAGAAAGCAAGAGAGCUGGCAAGAGAUCAUCCAGAACUGGAUUCCAGCAAUAUUUUACCAGAUGGGAGAUUUAACCAUGUACAACAAAUUCAGGAACGUCUCAGGUUUUUAAGGUUUUUACUAAAAGAUGGUCAGCUGUGGUUGUGUGAAUCUCAAGCCAGACAGAUAUGGCAGUGCUUAGCAGAGAGUGCAAUUUAUCCCUCAGAUAGGGAGUCUUGUUUUAAAUGGUUUGCCAAGCUAAUGGGAGAAGAACCAGACUUAGAUCCAGAAAUAACAAAAGAUUUCUUUGAACAAAACAUUCUACAGCUUGACCCGAGUCUGUUGACAGAAAAUGGAAUGAAUUGCUUCGAGAGAUUCUUUAAGCAUGUGAAUCAAAAAGAAAACAAAAUCAUUGCCAAGAGAAGGGGAGGUCAUCUGAUGGAUGACCUUGAACUCAUAGGAAUGGAUUAUUUAUGGAGGGUAGUGUUAUUAAGCCCAGAUGAAGUUGCAAACAAGGCAAUUAUCUUAUUGAAAGACAUUUACACAAACCUGGGACCUCGUUUACAACAAAAUCAAGUGGAAAUACACGAUGACUUUAUUCAGUCAUGUGUGGACCGACUCAAGGCAUUGUAUGACACAGUGAGUGUGCUGGAGAAAGACAAAGACAGUACAAAUCGUGUAAUGCAGGAGACCACCAGAAUGGUUCGAGUAUUGACGGUGCUUCGGGAGUAUGUGGCAGAGUGUGACGAGGCUUACACGGAGGAACGAUCCAUUCUCCCACUUAGCAGAGCGUGUCGAGGAAAAUUAGUGACCUUAAUAAUUCGGUUCCCUAGUCAAGGACGUCAGAUGGAUGAUAUAGACAUCUGGUCUCAUACUAACGAUACAAUAGGACAAGUACGAAGACAAGUUUUGUGUAAAAUUAAAGCCAGUAGUAAUAUUAAAGUGGACUUGUAUGCUAAUGGUGAACUUCUUGAUCCAGUGGAAGACAAGAGACUUAUUUCUCAGAUUCCCUUACGAGAAAAAUCACUUAUAACAGCAAAGUUGAUACAGGUGGGAAGUAACAUGCCCUCUAGUCCUGACAGCAGUUCAGACAGUUCUGCUGGCUCCCCUCAUCAUACAUUUGAUGGCCCUAACAUUGAGGCAGAAAACUGUUUACCAGGGGUGAUAAUAUCAAACAAUUACCGGUAUACUCAGUUCCUGUUUCAACUAUCAGACUUGGGCUGCCAGCUACAGGUGCCGAGACUACGAGAUACUGCCAGGGCAGUGUUAAAACUCAUGCCAGCUGAUGUACAUACAAUAGACCAGCUUAAGUCAAUAUGUGCUGAACACAGUCGAGGAGAAACAACAUAUUCCAAUGACUUAGAAGCCAUGUUUUUUACUACUUCAGCAACUCAAGCUUUGUAUAAUAUUGAGGUUGCAUAUAGUUUACUAAUGCCAGCAGUAGAAACAACUUCAGAUGAUGCAUUUGAAUUUCAAUAUAACUUUGUAAAAAGUGGUGGUGUUCAAAUUGCCAUGAACAUGUUAACCAAAAACAACUUUCUACCAUCAGCUGAUUUACCUACUAGAAGGGCGGCCUAUAUAACCGUGAUGAAGAUCUGUAAGCUCAUGCUCACCACCGUCAGUCAUGCCAAAUUUCAAGUAGUGGUGGAGGCCUGCAGUGCCGAUCCUCAAUCUCCCAAUAUCACUCAAGCGGAACAUAGUCAUGCUCUGAUUCUUCAGCAGGCCCUUCAGUUUAUUCCUAACCCAGGGGCAGAGGUCAUGACAAGAAUGGUAGGAUUAAGGCUGGGUCAACAGUUGCUUGAUCAGGCUGCCAAGUUUGCUCCCGAUAUGUCUGUGAUAAAAGCCAUACAGAGGAUUGCCUGGGCAUCCAGUAGUAGUUCCUUACACUUAGUACAUGCCACUAAUGAGGAAAUCCAUAAAGCUCUGGAGAAGAGACAGGAACAUGUAGAGAUGGAGGAUCUAACAGUGGCCAGGGAGUCCCUGGAGGUCCUCACUGUUUGUCUUAUGUUAUGUCCUCCUGCCUUAGAUGCCCUCAACAAGGACAAGUCUUGGCAGACAUUUAUUAAGGAUCUUUUAUUGCACUGUAAAAACAGGCCAGUGAGAGUUGCUGCCGCUGAACAGUUUUGUUUGAUGGCCACUCGAUGCUGUGGGGGAACUCGUCCAAUGGUUUUCUUUAUAACUCUUCUCUUCUGUGAACUCAGUGAAGCUGUGAAAGAGAAUGCCAAGCAAGCCCAUGAAUACUUUAAUUUACUGUGGAAAUUAUUAAAUUAUGCAUCAGCUUCAGAGGUCAAGUUACCAAAUGCUGAAAAACAGUUAAAUAAUGAAAUUCAGUGGAUAAAGAAAACUAAGGAUCACGUGAUAAACUCUGGAGAAGUGAUUGUAGAGGAUGCUCUGUUAGAGGGACAUCUGGGGAUUACACGUGAAUUACUAGCAUUCCAGUCACCAGAAAAGAAGUAUAACAUCGGAUCUGAAAAAGGAGGAUCCAAUCUCAUUAAGGAAGUGGUAGAAGAUUUUCUGUUUCCUGCAUCAAAGAUCGUCCUUCAGAGCAGGAAAACAGGUGGGGAAUUCCCCUUAGUGUCAGCUGUUCCCGUGUGUGCCACACCUCCAACCGUGGUAGCAGCCUUUGAUCUUUUGGUGUCACUCUGUACAAACUGUGUACCAAACUUGAAGUGUGUAGCUCAUAUGCUGUUAGAAAUGUUUUAUAAUGGUGAACCACCACUCACAGAAUGGGAAUACCUGCCUCCUGUGGGUCCCAGACCUCUUAAAGGUUUUGUGGGCCUGAAGAAUGCAGGAGCUACCUGUUAUAUGAACUCAGUGCUACAACAGCUCUUCAUGAUAGAAGAAAUUCGUAAUGGAAUUCUGGCAGUAGAGGGAGUUGCAGAAGAUGUGAUUGAUGAGGAGUAUGGGGAGGAGAAAACAGAAAAUGAGACCAACACAGACAUGGGUGAAGAAGAAAGAAAAGAUGAGGAAAAGCCAGUAGUUGUUAACAGAGAUGAAGAGAGAAAAGAAUAUAACCUGGGGGUUCUCAAGAGAAUACAGCUCAUCUUUGGUCAUCUAGCGGCCAGUAAACUUCAGUACUAUGUGCCAAAGGGGUUCUGGAAGCAUUUCAAAUUAUGGGGAGAGCCUGUCAAUUUACGGGAACAACAUGAUGCUCUGGAGUUUUUCAACAGCUUAGUUGAUAGCUUAGAUGAAUCUUUGAAAGCUCUUGGACAACCACCAGUUUUAUCUAAGGUCAUGGGAGGGUCAUUUGCUGAUCAGAAAAUCUGCAAAGAUUGUCCUCAUAGAUACCAAAGAGAGGAGCCCUUCACCACACUCAAUGUAGAUAUCCGCAAUCACCAAAAUCUGCUGGAGUCAUUGGAACAGUAUGUCAAAGGAGAUCUUUUGGAAGCUGCCAAUGCUUAUCAUUGUGAAAAGUGCAACAAAAAGGUUGACACAGUGAAGAGAUUAGUCAUUAAAAAGCUUCCCAAAGUUUUAGCAAUCCAACUAAAGAGAUUUGAUUAUGACUGGGAAAGAGAAAGUGCAAUAAAGUUCAAUGAUUAUUUUGAAUUUCCUCGAGAAUUUGAUAUGGAACCUUAUACAGUACAGGGACUUGCAAAAAUAGAAGGUGAAAUUAUAGAUGAUGAUAUUGAGAACAAAGAACAGAGCACAAAGUACAAGUUAUUUGGAGUAGUGGUUCACAGUGGACAAGCCAGUGGUGGCCAUUACUAUUCCUAUAUUCUUCAUCGAGGAGAAGACAAUCAGCCUAAGUGGUACAAGUUUGACGAUGGCGAUGUGACUGAGUGCAAAAUGGAGGAUGACGAGGAGAUGAAGAACCAGUGUUUUGGAGGAGAGUAUCUUGGAGAAGUGUUUGAUCACAUGCUAAAAAGGAUGGCAUACAGACGCCAGAAGCGGUGGUGGAAUGCCUAUAUACUUUUCUAUGAGCGACAGGAUGAAAAAGAUGAGAAGGAUAUCUACAAAACCCUACAGGACUUAACUAUAGUUAAUAAACCUUACCAAAUUAAAAUGCCAAGCUGUAUAGAAAAGUGUGUACGUAAGCAAAAUAUUCUGUUUAUGCAUGAGAGGAGUCAGUUCUGCCCAGAGUACUUUCAGUUCAUGAAGAAAUUACUCAACUGUAACCCUGUCUUUACUCAUGGACCCCAAGAGAAACUCUCACAAGAUAUGGAGAACCUAGCAAUGAUAAGCACAGAGCUUGCAUCAAAGUUCCUUUUUAGUGUAGGAUUUCAUACCAAAAAGACACUGAGGGGUGCUGCCAAUGAGUGGUAUGAGGCUUUGAACUGUCAUCUACGUUCCAGUAAAAAGGUCAGGAAUUGGUUCGCACAAAAUGUGCUGUUCUCCCAUACAAAUCGAUUUGCUGAGUACUUACUGGAGUGUCCUUCAUCAGAGGUGAGGAAUGCCUUCUCCAAAAUCAUUGUGUGUUUGGCUCAUUUUGCCUUGAAGGAUGGUCCAUGUCCACCACCCCUUGUUCAGGGUCUCUAUGGUCCUGGACAGCAAGCAGACCCCAGUGCUACAUUAAGUGACCACCUCCUCCUAGCAGUGCUGCAGUUACUGAGAAAGGAGGUAUCCGAUCAUGGACGCCACCUACAGCAGUACUUCCACCUCUUCCUCAUGUAUGCCAACCUCGGGGAACAGGAGAAAGUGCAGUUGUUGAAGCUAAAUGUGCCAUCCUUGUUUAUGCUGGUUGCACUGGAUGAGGGCCCGGGGCCUCCCAUCAAGUACCAGUAUGCUGAGCUGAAUCGUCUCUACUCUGUUGUCUCUGUUCUGGUGCGAUGCUGUGAUGUUUCAUCCCGAUGUCUUUCUUCAAAUCAGGGGGAUCCUCCCAAACCAAACCCGUAUGGGGAUUCCUCCAUUAGCCAGCCUCUAAUGCCACUUCAGCCCCAGGUGGGAGAUCUCUUGUACGGCAAGACAGGAUAUGUCAAGAAACUGAUAGAAGACUGCAACAAUUCUGAGGACACAUGUAAACUGUUAAGGUUCUGUAGUUGGGAGAAUCCUCACUUUUCAUCAACCGUUCUGAGUGAACUCCUAUGGCAGGUGGCCUACUCUUAUACAUACGAGUUAAGACCUUACUUAGAUCUGCUACUACAGAUGUUAUUGUUGGAAGAUUCCUGGCAGAAUCAUAGAAUUCAUAAUGCUCUCAAAGGAAUUCCUGACGAUAGAGACGGUUUAUUUGACACUAUUCAGAGAUCCAAAAACCAUUACCAGAAGCGAGCCUACCAGUGUAUCAAAAUGAUGGUAUCUUUAUUUACACUUUGUGGACCUGCUGCUGAGAUGUUACAGAGUAAUGGUGAUGUGAAGAGAAAGUGGACAUGGGCAGUGGAGUGGCUGAAUGAUGAACUAGAGAGAAGGCCCUACCCAGGAAACGCCCAGUACACCUACAACAACUGGUCUCCACCAGCCCAGUCCAACGAGACCUCUAAUGGGUACUUCCUGGAGAGAUCUCACAGUGCUAGAGUGACUUUGUCAAAAGCAUAUGAACUUUGUCCAGAUGAGGAACCAGAUGAUGCUGAGCUUUCAGAUGAUCAGGAAGCAGCACACCCAGAUGAAAACCCACCUGGUUAUCAAGCCAGGCAAUCCCCACAACAGGGAACAUCAUCGAGUAAACCAGAGGUGGGAACCAGUCAACCCAAACAAGAGGGAUCCACCAAUCAGCAGUUUCAGAACAAUCAUGUGAACUCUUCCCAUAAUUCCCAGCAGCCAGUUGUACCACAUGAUCAGAUUGUCAAUCAACUGAACAACCAGAACAACUCACAGACAGGGGGAGAUAACCCUGAUACUGGGGAGGAGGAGAACAAAACAAACAAAGACUGAGUCCCUCCUGAUAGUGUUGUGGAAGGGGAAACUGGUAAUGAUAGUAUCAAAGAUUUCAGUGGCCCCAGUUAUUUAAUCUAUGAAAUUAGAAAAUGAAAGUGGAUUCUAUUACAGUUGUUUGCUUAAGUUCUUAAUUAUACUUGUUGCUUCAUUCACAGUGUACACCAAUGCUGAGAUAAGACAGUGUUUGGAUUAUUAUAGGAUUUAUUUUAGUAACUUUUCUAUGUAAUCAGAUGCAGGUUGAAAUCAAUAUAUUGUAAACAUAUGCAUAACUUUAUGAUAGGUGUUAAGAGACUGAAAUCCAAGAAUAAAUCUUAGCUUUUCUAAAUGUAGCAGAAUGUAGAAAUCCAGCAAUUGUUUAAGAUGUAUUUAUGAUGAUAUAGACAAGUUGUGUGCUCAGUGCAGAUAAUAACACUUCUAGUCCUGAUACAGUAAGACUUGUAUAGCACCUGUCUAUAGAUUUAAGAUCUUGAAUUAUAAUUAUAGUCAUGUUGUUUGCUGUAAAAAAAAGUAAAGAUUUCCAAAACUUUGAAUUAUUGUAAAUGUAUUAAAUGGGAUAUGUGAAAGCUACUUUUUUUCUCCUAGAAAGAAAAAAAGAAUGUUUUUGAGAUCUAGUUAUUCUUUUGUCAACAUCACAGUUCUAGAGAAAUUAAUGCUGAGUUCUGACUAUAAAAUAUAUAUUUUAUAGAAUAAAAACGUGCAUUUAUUAAAGGUAUAUGCUUUUGGAAUAAAAUGCCCUUUAUGAAAAGAAUACAAUUUUCAAAUGUUCAUUACAAGUUGAUAGAGCAACAUUUUUAUUCUUGAAAAAAAAAUAACAACCCUACAUUACAACUGAUUAGUUGGAAUUUACUGUACAUGUUUUACACUAAGUUGCUGAAUUCAGUAGAGGUCUGAAUAUUUGUUCUACAUAUGUAUACAAACUGACUUCCAUUGGAAGCAUUGUAAGUGUACAACCAUUUUGCCAAUUUUUUUGGCAGUAGAUAAUACAAUGUACAGUGUAUAUUUAUUGUGUACUCUGGUGAGUAAUGUUAUAAAGUGAUGCAUGGAGAAUGUACAUAGCAAGAACACAGCAAUUGUGAUAUUUUUUUUUGUAUAUAUACAGACCUAAGCCUGAUCAGUGCUAAUGUUAGCCAUUUGUGUGCUGUAUAGAAAACUCAUUGUGUACUUGUGUUUUUAUUUUCAGCCUUGUUACCACUUUAUUUUAUGUGCAUCACUAAACAAAUGCCAUUCUUGUCACAUGUAUGCUCAUGUUGUUAAUAUUCAGAAGUGAAUGAAGUAAUAUGUUGAAGAACUUUGAGAGAGUUCUGGAUGUAGUGAAUAUUUUUCUUUGUACAGUGCUAAGGUCAUUGGUACUGAUUUCAGUGAAUGUGAUUUAGUACAGUGCUAACUCAUUUUGUGAUCAAGUGUCAGACAUACAUGUACAUAACACCUGAUAAUUGUUAUGCUGUAGUUUUAAAUCUGUCAUUCCUGUAUAUAAUUGUACAUAUAGAAGUCAUAUAUUAUAGCAUUUCUUACACACUGUACAGUACACUGUACAUACAUGUACAUCUCGACAUGUUCUUCAUUGAGAUAUUCGAUGUCUGUAAAUAAAACUCUGUAUAAUUGUGCCCUAGACAUAAUGAUCGUGAAUUUUUGUCCUGGUCUUUGUAAGGCCUGUUUUCAAUCCUUGCAGUGCCAUAGGAAAGUGGAAAAUGUUUGGCAUGUGUUCACAAAUGUAAGAAGGUAUUGCAGCUUCAUCAGUAUUUCAAUGAAGAACAUGGUGAAGACUCUUAGGUAUUUAAAUUUGUAGGUGUUGCUUAAAUUAUUUUUAUUGUGGAAACAAAAUUGUUUUGAUGUCUUGGUAUUUGUUUAAACAAUUUCAUGAUAAAACUGUUCUUACAAGGCA